AUUCCUGUACUCAUCUACUAUAUAAAGAGCAGUGUUAAACCCUCUUCAAACUCAUCUCUGUAGCAAACACACUUCCUGGUUCUGCGGUCUGAGAUUCAUCAUGAAGACUCUUGUGUUUCUCCUUUUGCCUCUUUUCACUCUCAGUGAAGUUUUAAAUGACUUUACCCAAUGCAGCCAGUACUUCUUGGAUGACACUGCUCCUGUAUUCAAAGCACCGACGGGUGUUUCAGUCAAACACAUCUGCCAGUGUCUGUGGGAUGAAGAUGAUAACAAAAAGUUUCUUUACGCCACUUUGUACAGCACAACCUGGAAGAUCCCCAUCUACUCUGCCUAUUGGUUCGGCAAAGAAUCAACUGGGAGAUGUGAUGUUUGGUACAUCGAACCACAGCUGGAUGGAGAGAAUGAGCCAUGCAUGCGGCCUAAGGGCUCUAAAAUAAAAAAUAAUCAGGCAGUGAGUAGUGAUUAUAAGAAUUCUGGCUAUGACAAAGGUCAUGUUUAUCCAGUGAUGCACACCUACAAUCAUCUGGCCAUGCUGGCCACCUCCACCCUGACCAACGCCGCUCCGCAGAAAUCCAAAUUUAAUAAGGAAGACUGGAAGGAACAUGAGAAAGCUGUAAUUAAAGAUCUGGCAUCCUGUAAAAAGGCGUAUGUGGUGGCUGGUGUUGCUCCUGACACAACUGCAGCAAAAGUUAACAAUAAAAUCACUGUGUCCAAGUUUUUCUGGAGAGCCACCUGCUGUCUAAACAGCAAUGAUGUUUACAUAGGGAAGGCCUACUUUGGACCAAACAACAACGACAAAGUGGAGGAAAAGACUGUUCAAGAGCUUGAGACCUUGCUCAAAAGCUAUUAUGAAAUAAAAAUAUUUCCAAGCAUACCAAAGAAGUCCAAAAUACCCAGAAAUGCAAAUCCAUGUAACUGAUGACCUGCAUGCACAUAAUAAAGUGAUCUGCCAGCUUCUGUCUAAUUAUAAGAAGAUCACAUCCAUCUCCUGUCCUGUUUCUUGACACUCUUGAGAGACGUCAUAGAAACAUGAUUUGCUUUUGCUCAGAAAUACAGCCAAUAGUUGCGGUCAGAAUUAUUAGCCCUCCUCCAUAUUUUCCCCCAACACAUUUCUAAUCAUAACAGUGUUAAU
Messenger RNA from Danio rerio (zebrafish), 1132 nucleotides. The record is from RefSeq and is a predicted model, not a curated record. Lineage: Eukaryota; Metazoa; Chordata; Actinopteri; Cypriniformes; Danionidae.